UAUGAUUCUUUUAGUUUGAGUAGUAUUUAUACGUAUCCUAUAUCGCCCAAUACAUGUACAAUACUUAUUUUUUUUCAUCAAUGGCAAAGCAAACUCCACCAAUCAUCACGCUUCUCUCUUUGCUUAUUCUCUUUUUCAUGAUAUCAAUAACUACAGAAGGGACUGAGAAGUCGUCAUAUGGGUACGACUCUAGAAAAUUGUUUGUAUUUGGAGACUCCUAUGUUGACACAGGAAAUUUUUUAAACUCGCCGUCUUAUAAACCUCCGUAUGGAAUCACAUUUCCUCAUCAUCCAUCUGGAAGAUUCUCCGAUGGUCGCGUUCUCACCGAUUAUAUUGCAGCUUCCUCUCUGAAUAUAAAAUCUCCUGCACCAUAUUCAUUGAGAAAUUCAUCUGAUCUUCAAUUUGGUAUAAACUUUGCCUACGGAGGAACCGGUGUUUUCGAUACAUCUCUCAAAGGACCGAACAUGACUACCCAAAUCGACACAUUUGAAGAGUUAAUCAAACAAAAUAUAUAUAAUAAAUCUGAGAUUGAUUCCUCAUUUGCCCUAGUCAGUGUUGCUGGUAACGACUAUUUUCAAUAUUUCUUUAAAGAUGGGAAGAGCCUUAAGGAUGUAUUAGUAUUCGGUGCUUCAAUCAUAAAGCAGUUGUCAAUAAAUCUUAAACGCAUCCAUAGCAUCGGAAUAAAUAAAAUAGCAAUUGGAUUGCAAGAGCCUACUGGGUGUUUGCCAGUAAUAACUAAAACAUAUGAUAAGUGCAAUGACACUAUUAACUUGCUCUUCAUGAAGCACAACGAAAUGUUACUCCAAGCUGUGGAAGAUCUGAAUAAAGAAAGCGAAUCAGUUUUCGUCGCGACACUAGACCUCUACAAAUCUUUUCUUUCCGUAAUUGAAACAAUGCAGAAAAACUCAACCGUGGAGAAUGUGUUGCGACCGUGUUGUGUUCCAGAGAGUUCAAGUUAUGAGUGCGGAAGUGUAGAUGAGAGAGGACAAAAGAAAUAUAGUUUAUGUGAUAAACCGGAGCUUUCAUUCUUUUGGGACGCUUUUCAUCCUACUCAAAAUGGCUGGGAUGCUGUUUACAAGAUGGUGCGAACUUCUCUGUCCCUAUAAUUUAAAGAGAAAAGCAACUUAUACUUAAAAAUAUUAUAGAGGUGCUUGAGUUAUUAAGUAAAGAAUAAGGCUACCAAAAUAAUUAAAUAAGUUUCUUUAAUGAUCAA
Messenger RNA from Vicia villosa (hairy vetch), 1213 nucleotides. Its product is annotated as GDSL esterase/lipase At5g03610-like. The coding region runs from base 54 to 1106 and encodes 350 amino acids. The transcript has 4 exons. Gene Ontology annotation, molecular function: hydrolase activity, acting on ester bonds. Lineage: Eukaryota; Viridiplantae; Streptophyta; Magnoliopsida; Fabales; Fabaceae. The record is from RefSeq and is a predicted model, not a curated record.